UGGAGAGCGCACACACACAAGUACACACACUCACAAACACACUGACACACAGUCAGAGCAGAGCAGAGCGGAGCAGAGAGGAGCUCUCUCCAGAUCGGUGCCAGACGCACGGACGACUUUUGUUUUGCGCGACUUGUAGAUCUUUUUCAAACAUUAUUUCUUUUAACUGAAAAAAGUUUGUAACAUAUCUGGUGUCCAUUUUGGAGCUUUAAAGUUUCUCUCUGGUGUUUAAUGCCGAUUUGGAUUGUAAACUGGGUUUAAAGUUGGAAACCAUCACGACGCGCAGGAAUCAUACAGAGAAAGUCCCCCUGGAUUGUAUCUUUCGACGCAGGAGCGCGUAGUGGCAGCUCGACGCGCUUCAAAAGCGAGAGACUUGUCGGUGCGUCUUUGGCUGUUUUUAUUGAAUUAAGCCGCCCCAGAAAUGGUGGGGCACCUACAUUUACAAGCGAUGGAUGAUAGCCUGAAAGGAAAGAACCGGGAAGGGCUGCUCGACAGUCCGGAUUCGGGUCUGCCCCCCAGUCCCAGUCCACCCUUCUGCUCCCUCUCUCCGGGUCUGAUCGAAUCGCGCUCCGGCAGCUGCACGACGCCCGUCGAAAGCCAUCAUGGAUUUUAUAAAAAGGAAAGCAGAGAAGGCAAACUGCUGCCGUAUCUGCUGCUGAACUCCACGGGGCCGGACCCUAAGACUCGUAUGCACCCUGUGUUCUUUGGUGAGAGCAUUGAGGUCAACCCAAAACCCGAGCAGGAGAUCAAGUGUAACUCCGAGGUGAAGUAUGACUCAGACAAACAUUACCGGGACCAGGUCUUCUGCGCUCCCAUUCCCACAGCAACCUCCUUCAGCGAGACAGUGGUGGCAGUACGAGACUGCACCUGGAGGAGCUACAAGUCCCAAGUAUACCUGGAGCCCCGGCAGAAACCCAUCAGCUACAGAAGCACCACCAUCAUCUACCCAAAACACGCCAAGAACACUUACCGCACCACACUCAACUACAACUCAACGGGGUCCCGCCGCUGGUUCGUCUCCACGGUGCAGCUGGAGUCCAGCGAGGAUACGAGUCCCUGUAUCAUCUACACAGAAGAUCUGUAGGGCCCAGACUAGAGGGAGGACGUCCUGGUCUUCAUCUAUCUUUGUUUCUAGAGGACUAGGCCUGUAUUGAAAGGGAAAUACUUCAAGUAAAACCUGGGGAUCCUGUUCUGUUCAUCAUGGAGGAAACUACAGGAACCUUUUAGUGAUUCUUCACCUGAGUGUAUUUAGACUUUCUACUGAUGCAGUCUUUAAAAAUGGAGGUGCUCCUCUGGCUGUUUCAAGAGUUAAUGUCUUAUUUAAUACAAGAGCUGACAAAUUGGUGGUCUUUGCUCUCCCUCAGGUUGGCGUGUGAGGGGAGAAACAGAUUGUCUUUUUAUGUAGAGAAAAGUCAGGAUGGUAUGUGUUGUGGAUUUCAGACGAGUCACACCAAUGCAAAGCUUUCUAAUGUGGCUUUAUUGCACUUGUUUCAGUCCUGUCAGUGGACUUGGUGUUGCUGAGGGAUCUUUCAGUGCUGCAUAUGAAAAAAUUGGACCAAAGAUAGUUUUAACAUUGAUGUUUUUGGAACAACUCUUCAUACUGGGACAGAACAAAAAAUGCACAUUUUGAUUUGUAGCAUAUUAGACUCCAAAACUCGACUGGAGUUUAAUCAAAACAAGGAUGAAGGCACAAUAACAAGAGAUAAAGGAGACAUAUUUGGAGCAUUUAGAAACACGUUUUAAAUCUUAAAAGUCCAAUUAUUACAUUUGGGGAUUUCUUGCUGAUUAAUAACUCUGCAGUAUGUUUUCAUUUAUAAUCACUUGCUAAUAGUUCGGGCAAAUGAAGCUCAGAAAGUUGGACAGACAUGCUUCUUAAUAGCCCUAAAUAGACAAAACAAACUCUAGUUUUGGAGUCACGCUUUUAAAUUGUUAUGCGCUUUCUUCUGGUCUCCUAAAUUACCAACUUCGAUAUCUACAUGUAUUUUUUAUUUGGUGAAUUAUUGUGUUAAAAGCACCGGUUAGAAGACAAAGACAAAGAGAGUGGUUGUUGGGUGAGAAAAUAAAUAUUCAUAGACGUUUUUGUUGAUAAAAACUUGACAAAUGUAGGAUCAUACUUAUCAUGCAUCACAGGGGCUUUUUGUCCUUAAAGGCCACCAUCACUCAACCAACUGGGGGCGUAGUGUUUCGAUCUAAAGUCUGACCGCUAGAUAUUGCUAAAUAUUCCCAUUUCUACACACUGUACCUUUAAGAGAAGACAUUUAGUGUAUCUGCUUGAUUGGGGCUGUGGUGGUGUAGGACCACUUAUUAUGUAGUUACAAGAUAAUGUUAUCAGGGCCUUCGAUGAUGGUGCUAUGGUUUGGUUUGGUUUGCUAUUCAGUCCUUUUUUUUUACCUGCUGUGGUUUCAGUUGGAGGAGCUUUUUAGAGAAGUGCUAAAAAAUCAGACAAUCAAAGGGAUAGGGAUUUAUCAUAUCUUUGUCACAGCUAUUGUGACUGGUCUACAAUGAAAUUUAGAAACAAACAGAAAAAUUACCAAAAAAUUUUUACUACAGUUGUCUGGAUGGUUAGUUGCUACAAGCGACUGAAGUUAAUCUGUUUCCAUUGCCUUUCGAAAUAAGGCUGAUGCUGUUGUGGAUGAAGUUGCACGAGCUAUUUGUGAAUCUAUCCCUUAGUGUUUGAUAGCCAAGUUUAAAUGAAUAAAAAAAAACGGUUUCUAGGAAGUGUUUGCUAGAAAACAUCUCUCCAACCAGAAAAAAUAAAUAAAUCAAGGAUGUAAAUCAAUGUAGCAUCCAAAUUUGUAGCGUUUUCCUAAAAUAAAUACAAGUUAAAAGGGGAAAAGAACAUAUAAAUCUUUACUAUUAAUCUUUCUUAACCUAUUAACUGAUACUGUGUUUAGUUAAUGUGUGUACACAAGGUAUUUAAGGUUCACAGUUUUAGUAUUCAAGCAAUAUCCUGAUCUCUAACCUAGCUAACAUUGUAUGCUAAAAAAUACUUCAGUAAUUUUAGGCAUUUUGUUGCUAGAUUUUAUUCAAAAUCGUUGUGUCAAGUACUUAAAAAAAAAUCCUAUCAUAUAAUACCUCUUUGAUUUUGUCAUUAGUCAUUUGGUUCUGUCUAGCUAACACCUGUCACAGCUAGCUGCUUAAGUUUGACUGCAGCCAAUUGUAGUUGUUUGUGCAAUGCUACACUUCUAAUUUAGUGAUGUAGAAAUCUCAAAUGGAAGAUAUUUUGGUUUAAACUUGGCUCAAAAUAACAAAUAGCUGGUGCAACCAAGUGUUAAAUAUCAUUUCAGGUACCAACAGGCUGUCAUACCAGACAUUCAUUGAAUAACCAACAUGUAAAAAGAGGAGCAGAGGAACCAGACGUCCUUGCUGUAGAUGUAAAAUAGAUUAUAUUGAGCGUUUUCAUUACUUUUUGUUGUUUUUAUGAAAUAACUUGCCACUUCAUUAGUUACACAUAAUUCUACUUAAGUGAUGACAGCAACAGAAAUCAUAAGCUUUGUAAAAGAAAUCCAUAGCAGAGCUGUAGUAUUCGAUCAUAUUAAACUGUACAUCUGAACCUAAUGAAGCGAUUGGUGAUAUAUAUAAAUAUGUAAGAAAUAAGAUUAUUUGAAUAUGGUAAAUAUUGAAACUUUGGACUUUACCUCAAAUUGUCUUAGUUUUAUUUUGUUGCAAAUAUGUUUUUCCAACUUUCAGUCGAGGUCCUGAGCUUGGGUUUUUGUUUUUUUUAUAGUUUGAAAGACGCUCUAGGUGUGUAAAGGUAAAAAGAAGUGAAGGGCACAAAGAUGAGGUGUUGCAUCAGUCCUGAAAGCUGGUACUGUGUUUUAAUGAGGGAACCAUAAGUGAAGAAACAAAGAGCAAGGUAAGGAAACAGGAGUCAAAUUUGCUCUUUGAAAAGAUGGAUGAGAUAAAGAGCAAGACAGCUUUUCUUACAAAUUAAGGUUUUUGGGUGUGACGAUAGAGAGUUUUGAAAUGUGUUGAUGGUCUGUGAGAUGUCAGAAAGUGAUGAGAGAAAGUUGUUGGGUGUUAAAUAUAUUGGUGGUUCUAUGUGAGAUACUUUUUUGUUUUCGAACACUUGAUUUUGUAACUGUAAAAUAUUUUCCUGUUGUAUAUGUGGCAUUGAGGCACUUCAUAAUUAUCUUUAUAUUUUUGUACGUCAAUCCUUGCUCCUGUUCUGAUCAAAGGAAAUAAUUUAAAAAGAUGUAUAUCCUCCUUGAAUAAAAAGAGAUUCCCAAACCCUAA
Notolabrus celidotus (New Zealand spotty) is the source of this 4236-nucleotide messenger RNA. RefSeq names its product refilin A (gene rflna). The transcript is spliced from 4 exons. Gene Ontology annotation, biological process: negative regulation of bone mineralization involved in bone maturation; actin filament bundle organization; negative regulation of chondrocyte development. Gene Ontology annotation, molecular function: filamin binding. Gene Ontology annotation, cellular component: actin filament bundle. Lineage: Eukaryota; Metazoa; Chordata; Actinopteri; Labriformes; Labridae. Bases 422 to 1084 code for a protein of 220 amino acids. The record is from RefSeq and is a predicted model, not a curated record.